AUGGUGAAUCUAAAGUGUACAGUGCUGGUCGUUUUGUUGGGACUGUUUUCGGUGGUGACAGUUGUGCAGGCACAGAUUCCUGCUUUAGGAGCGUGUCCACUUCAUUGUCCGAUAGCAAAAUUCAACCGAUCCCGAUUCUUGGGAACGUGGUACGAAGUGGAGCGGUACUUUACGGUGAGCGAAGUGGCUACGAAGUGUGUUUCCGCAACCUACGAGUUGCAGUCGGAUGGAAAAAUCGUUGUUAAAAAUGCGCUUACCAAUUCUUUCAACAACGUAGAGCGAAUCAUUUCCGGAAUUUUGGCUCCUCCAGGACGAGCAGGUGACGGCCAUUACACGAUACUUUAUCAGUCAUUUUCGAUUAACUACAAUGCCACCGUUUUGGUACUGGGAACUGAUUACGUUAGUUACGCUGUACUCUAUUCCUGCAGUAACAUCGGUCCCGUUGGACAUACCGUUUCAGCAUGGCUGAUGACCCGCGAUCGUGUACCUCAGGCUAAUGUCAUGUUCCGUGCUUACGAAGUACUGAAUAAGUAUGGCAUCAGUCGUACGUUCUUCGUCAAAACCAAUCAGGUGGACUGUAUCAUCGUGCCAGACCCGCUGGACGCAACUCGCAAAAGCACAGCCCCACAUGGUGGAGAAUAUUUGGCAGCUACUCGGCAGAGCAAUCUGGAUGAAUUAACUCAACUGCGGAAGGAAAUUUUCGCAAUGCCGAACGUUGAUUUGCAACCAUAUUAUGUUGACGAAAAAAAUGAAAAGUGA
Messenger RNA from Topomyia yanbarensis, 759 nucleotides. RefSeq names its product apolipoprotein D-like. The record is from RefSeq and is a predicted model, not a curated record. Gene Ontology annotation, molecular function: pigment binding. NCBI's taxonomy places the organism in Eukaryota, Metazoa, Arthropoda, Insecta, Diptera, Culicidae. The coding region runs from base 1 to 759 and encodes 252 amino acids. The transcript has 3 exons.